This is a messenger RNA of Daphnia pulex (common water flea), 1863 nucleotides long. RefSeq names its product U4/U6 small nuclear ribonucleoprotein Prp31-like (gene Prp31). The record is from RefSeq and is a predicted model, not a curated record. Gene Ontology annotation, cellular component: U4/U6 x U5 tri-snRNP complex; U4 snRNP; precatalytic spliceosome. Lineage: Eukaryota; Metazoa; Arthropoda; Branchiopoda; Diplostraca; Daphniidae. The transcript is spliced from 8 exons. Gene Ontology annotation, biological process: mRNA splicing, via spliceosome; spliceosomal tri-snRNP complex assembly. The coding region runs from base 156 to 1679 and encodes 507 amino acids.
AUAAUAACAAUAGCAGACGAUUGUUGCACAGUUGUAAUAGCGAGGCAUGGCAAUGCUGAUUUAAGCAGACGGUGUUUCAUUUGACGUUUUGUGUACGCACUUUGACUUGAAAGGACCGUUUUUCAAUUUAACCGGUUACCAACAAUUUUUUCAAAAUGUCGUUGGCCGAUGAAUUACUUGCUGAUUUGGAAAUGGAUGAUGGAGAUGACGAUCACAUCAUGGAUCAGCUCCCAGAGCCUAUGGAUGAAAUAAAAACUGAAAUCAAACAAGAAUUCUUUGUUGCACCAGUUGCCAAACUGACUCUCGAUGAUGUGUGUAAACUAAGAAACUCACCCCAGCUUGUCAGCAUUCUAGAACAAAUUGAAAAAUACUGUGAACAAAAUCGUACAUCAGACAAUAUUCAGGGACCAGUUGAAGCUGAUCCUGAGUAUCAGUUGAUUGUAGAAGCUAAUAAUCUAGCAGUGGAAAUUGACAAUGACAUUAUUGCAAUUCACAAAUUUGUAAGAGAUUUGUAUGCCAAAAGAUUUUCUGAGUUGGAAUCAUUGGUAGUGAACCCACUUGAAUACAUCACUACAGUCAAAGAGCUUGGAAAUGAAAUCAGCCAAGCCAAGCACAGUUCAGUUUUGCAGCAACACCUCACUCAAGCAACUAUUAUGGUUCUCUCAGUAACUGCCUCAACAACUCAAGGGAAACCCCUGGACUCUACGGAAAUGGACAGAGUCAUGGAAGCCUGUGACACUGCUUUGGAAUUAGAGAAAUGUAAAUCCAGAAUCUAUUCUUACGUGGAAAGCCGCAUGACAUUCAUUGCACCCAAUUUGUCCGUCCUAGUUGGGGCUCCAAUUGCUGCGAAGCUAAUGGGUGUGGCCGGUGGUUUAACAGCUCUUUCUAAAAUGCCAUCAUGCAACAUUCAAUUACUUGGCAACCAAAAGCGAACUUUAUCCGGAUUUUCACAGACAGCGACCCUGCCUCACACGGGUUUUAUUUUUGAAUCGCCUAUCGUACAAGAUACUCCUCCUGAUUUGAGACGUAAAGCGGCUCGCUUGGUUUCGUCAAAAUGUACUCUGGCUGCCAGGGUAGAUGCGUUCCAUGAAAGUGCCGAUGGUUCUGUCGGUCGCAACUUCCGUGAAGAUGUCGAACGAAAAUUAGAUAGACUGCAAGAGCCUCCACCCGUGAAAGCAAUUAGGCCUUUGCCCGCCCCGCUAGAAGCCCCGCGAAAGAAACGUGGUGGAAAGCGUGUUCGCCGAAUGAAGGAAAAGUACGCCCAGACCGAAAUGAGAAAACAAGCCAAUCGCAUGACGUUCGGAGAAAUUGAGGAAGAUGCUUACCAAGAAGAUUUGGGUUACACCCGUGGUAUGAUGGGCAAGGGCGGACCAGGACGCAUCCGAGGUCCGACCAUUGACGAAAAGACAAAAGUUCGUAUUUCAAAGGCCCUCCAAAGGAAUCUGCAACGUCAACAAGCCUAUGGAGGAGCAACCACUGUCAAACGUCAAGUGGCUGGUACAGCUUCCUCUGUGGCCUUUACUCCGCUCCAGGGUCUUGAAAUUGUGAAUCCCCAAGCGGCUGAGAAGAAAGUCAGCGAAGCCAACAUUCGUUACUUUUCGAACCAAGGUACAUUCUUCAACGUAAAAGACGUCAGCUCAACGCCAUUACCUGGAGGCAGUUCAAUGAAAAGAGAAUAAAUCGCGAUGACCCUCAUUUUUCGCAUUAGGUUUUAUUCCGCUCCGUUGUCUAUUGGGGAGAGUAUAUGUGUGUGUCAACCUACUGAAAUGUCCCGUUAUUUUUUCUCUUUUUUUUCAUGCACACGAUUUUUUAUUUGCUGAUUGCACUUGAAAAGAUUUCAUACACCAUGAUGCUUCCUAGUAA